AUGGCAGGAAUCCACAGGCUGCUCACUCGAGUUCCGUUGAUAUCGGCCACCCACAGAGGCCCUGUGGUGAACUUGGUCGCAUGGAUCACGGUGACAACCAUGUGUCUGGCAGUUCUCACUGUCUUGACUAGUAAAUUGGUGGUGUUAAGGAGACUGGUAUGGAACGAUUCUAUUCUUAUUACGGGAAUGGUGCUCUCCAUUGGAUUUACCGUCGCAGUCAACCAGCAAGUCAGUGGAGGAUUGGGAUCUGAGAUCUCGACCUUGGGCGUUGACCAGUACGACAAAUUCCAAAAGGCGGGAUAUGCCUGGAACAUCCUCUAUGUCACCAGUCUAUCCUUUGGCAAGACCUCGACGUUAUCCUUACUCCUUGCUCUGUCGCCGAACAAGUCUUACCGCAUUCCGAUGCUGGUGACGGGCGGCUUGACGGUGGCGUGGGCAGUUGCAUCGAUCAUCGCCAGUGCAUUCCAAUGCUCACUCCCCCACCCGUAUCUGAUCGCAACGAACAAGUGCUUUGACCAGGAGGGCUUUUGGGACGCUGUGGGAGUGAUCGACAUCAUUAUCGACGUGGCACUUAUGGCCAUACCGAUAUGGCUGGUGCACAAUCUCCAGCUGCCCAUGAAGAAGAAAGCCGCCGUGUGUUUCGCCUUUUCGUUCCGCACGCUGGCUAUUGCCUGCACGAUCUGGCGCAUCAGUGAAAUGCGCCACUUUUUCGACCGCAGCGCAGAUGUCCCCUUCGAGAGCUGGCUACCCACGAUCGCGACUAUCCUGGAAGUCUUCUUCAGCAUAUUCUCGGCAUGCGUCCCGCAUCUCCGACCCUUCAUGGAAUCCAUCCAAGCAGGCUACCUCUCUGGCGUAAUUCAAGAAGGGGACGGGCGCUUCGGCUACGGCAACGACAGCUACUUGAUGGGCAAGAUGGCGGCGAGCAAGACCGGGUCGGCACUUAGAAGCAAUGCGCUGAAAAGCGAGCUGCGUGGCGAGAGUCUUGAUCUGCCACGCCAGGGAGCCACGAUCGGGUCGAUGAAUGAUGCGACCAGUCAUGGCAUUGGGCAAGCCCUAACGAGCAGCAACCGCAUCGUGGUGAACAAAAUUUCGACGGGCAGGGCGGAGAAGGAAUUUGGCUCUGAGAGGCAUCGCAGCGAGAGCAUCAACUCUGACGGAGGCAGGAGCCACGGCAGUGACGGGAGCAAGGCCAUGAUCAUCAAGACAACCAAGGAAUGGAGCGUCAGUUAUCAGGACGUCUGA
This is a messenger RNA of Fonsecaea erecta, 1242 nucleotides long. RefSeq lists its product as hypothetical. The record is from RefSeq and is a predicted model, not a curated record. The transcript has 2 exons. The coding region runs from base 1 to 1242 and encodes 413 amino acids. NCBI's taxonomy places the organism in Eukaryota, Fungi, Ascomycota, Eurotiomycetes, Chaetothyriales, Herpotrichiellaceae.